UCUUCACUACACUGCCUUUUCAGUCUCUCUCUUUCUCUCUCUCUAGACUCCUCUUUAAUUACAAACCAUAGCAUAACCCUAAAUUAAAACCCAAAUAAAUGAAUUCUGUUCUAUUUGGACGCAAAUUAGGGCUGGAUCGCUCCACUGCCGCCUCAUCUCUCCUCGAUUCUCCGAUUUCCAGGCGACUCUCCGGUAGCGAUUCCGAUCAGAUGGAUGGUGAAGCUAGUGAGCGCCAACCUAAGCAAGAACGCUUAAGGACUAGAUGGACGGCAUCCCUUGAUAAGAUAUUUGCAGAUCUGGUUGUUGAGCAGAUUCAACUGGGGAAUAGACCAAACAAUGUCUUUGACAAGAAAACAUGGAACCAUGUGCGUGAUGAAUUCAAUAAACAAACUGAUCUUAACUUUAAUAACAACCAAUUGAGGAAGCAUCUGGAUGUUUUGCGGACACGUUACCAUAAUGUGAAGUCUUCUUUUGAUCAAAAUGAUUUUGUUAUAGAUGAUUCUUGUUGCAUUGGGUUUGAUCUGUGGGAAGACAUUGGGGCUCAAACUAAGCCUGAGACAACGAAGAUCAAGGAGUGUCCCAUCUAUGAGCAGCUAUGCACAAUAUUUGCAGACUCGGGAGCUGAUGGAAAGUAUGCCCAAUCGAGUCACUUUGAAGAGUUGGACAAGUCUACUGGGACAGAUCCUGCGAAGUUAAAUUCAUAUCUAGAAAGUGGAACCCCACAUGCUGAAACUCCGUCAUCCUCAAAAUUUGCGCAAGGAAAUGUUUUUUCAGCACAAAACCCAAGCAAGAAUGUAGCAGAGAGAAAGAGAAAACGUGGAUCAGAGAUGGGCUCUGUUUCAGGACAAACCAAGAGGGACCACGAAAUAAAUGAGGCCAUGGCAGAGGCCAUGUUAGAGAUGCUUACUGCUUCGCAGUUGAGGGAAGUUGCAAUGCCUAAGCAGGAAGAUAGCUUUGCAAUAACUAAUUGCAUAAAAGCCUUGGACGAAAUUGAAGAGAUGGAAGGGAUUGACAGCCAUCUCUACUUUACUGCUUUGGACCUUUUUGAAGAUUCCAAUGUAAGAGAGACUUUUGUUUCUCUUAAAAGCAAUCAGGUUAGGUUGACAUGGUUGAAGGGGAAAUGUGGUAAUGGCACCUCUAAUUUAAGCUAAUGAGUUUUUGAGCUACUUAAUAGUGUAAAGAUCAUCUUCUAGUACAGUACUAAGUUUUGUUACAAAUGAAUGGUAAUUUGUAAGAUGUUUUGGCAAUGGCACCUUGUGGGACGUUCUCAUACUGUGUUGACAGUUGCAGGACCUGGUGUAUGUUAACUUAUUGUGGUUGGUUGCUAUCUAGAGGACAAAGUUCACAGUGGCCAAAUGCUAUUAUGUGAGCUUGUGCACAAUUAUACAAAUUUUGGAACUAAGCUAGCUGAACCACGCUUGAACAAGUGAGUUUGAGAUCCACUGUUUUUCAUGAUAUGAAGUGCAUUCUGAUGUUUCUGAAAGGACAGACAACAAACAAUGGUAGUGUCCACUAGAAGAUCCAUUUUUAACUUGGACAGGGACUGACCUCUUCUCUUCUAUUUUUUGUAUCUUGAUGUGUACAUAGUUUUAUUGGAGAUAUAUAUCAGUUAAAAGCAGUGGACAUUUUCAUUA
Camellia sinensis is the source of this 1634-nucleotide messenger RNA. RefSeq names its product L10-interacting MYB domain-containing protein. NCBI's taxonomy places the organism in Eukaryota, Viridiplantae, Streptophyta, Magnoliopsida, Ericales, Theaceae. The record is from RefSeq and is a predicted model, not a curated record.